GGCUUCCGUUGCGAGACGUAAUAAAUACACCCCAGGUACCUGCGGUUUGGUUUACCUGAGUGAGGUGCGCUUGGAGCACCAAUAUUGGACAUUUGACACCUGAGAGGACUGCAACACUAUUCCUGUGGGUGAUUGAAAAGGGGACAUCGACAAUGAUAUUAUUUUUCAUACUUGCAGUUUUCUCCUCUGCCAGAGGCCUACAGGUGACCAUUGGACAACCUACAUAUGAGGUUGCGCGAGGCGAUGAUGUCACCCUGGUGUGUAGUUUCAUUCCUGCUGUACCAUCCAACCCCUCCACGUUGGUUAUCAUCACAUGGUCCAUGGAGGCUGACAGCCCUGUUGAUCCGAAGAUUGUUAUUGCCACAUUCUACUCUAUCAAAAAUCAAGUGGACAUCAAGCCUUCCCAUAAGGACCGAGRAGAGAUGACCCAUGACAUCACUGGAGGGCGGAGCGCCCUGACCCUCCGCAAGGUGUCCAUGCAGGAGAACAGGCUGUGGCAGUGCAGGGUGCAGAUCCCUGGAGACGAGGAGGGGACGCCUUCCGCCACCACCGAACUAGUGGUCCUGGUGGCUCCCUCUGUGCCCGUCGUCAGGGUGCAGGGCGAAGCAGAGUACUGGAGCAACAUCAACCUGACAUGUGUGUCUGAGGAGGGCUCCCCCGCCCCGACCUAUAGCUGGAAAACAAACGAUGUCAGGAAUACUCCCAGAGUAUUCCCACCGAGGACCACUGAGAAGAAUGGUGUUCUAUCUCUGUUUAAUAUCUCCAUGGAGACUUCCGGUUUCUUCAUCUGCACCGCGACCAACCAGGUCCACUCUGCCAGCUCAAACUUCACCCUCACUGUCAUGCCCCCCUCCAUGAAGAUCGGGUCCACAGCAGCCAUCAUUGGAGGGGUCCUAGCUGGGGUCCUGGUCCUGGGGAUUGUCAUAUACUGCUGCAGGAAGAAGAGGAACAAAUCUAAACGGGAGAAUGUUCAAGGAGUUCCAGAAGCGGUGAGAUUCCUGACACGCCCACACUCAAAGUUGGGGCAGGUUACCGGGAUGACAAUACCGGAAGACAGGACUGAGGGAGCAUGUGCUGCUAUGACCAAUGCGAGACGAAGGGGAGAUGGAGCACGUAUGACCAAAGUGAGAAGCAUUUGCAGUGAAUGGCCCCGUGAUCGCCUUGACGACCCCGCUGUGUUCGCUAUGGUGGCAGCCGUGAUCGCCUUACGACCCGCCUGUUGUUCGCUAUGGUGGCAGCCGUGA
This is a messenger RNA of Salvelinus sp. IW2-2015, 1244 nucleotides long. RefSeq names its product cell surface A33 antigen. The record is from RefSeq and is a predicted model, not a curated record. Lineage: Eukaryota; Metazoa; Chordata; Actinopteri; Salmoniformes; Salmonidae. Gene Ontology annotation, cellular component: plasma membrane.